UCAAAGUCUGUCACAUGGAAUCUACGCCUUGCUGUAGCGACUCUGGCGACACGAAACACGCACUCACUCCCAAGAGACUCUGCAACCGCCCGGAGCUGCCGAACCGGAAACCCUAACCACUCACCGGAACGCCGUCGUUUCUGCCAUUUCUCAACGCCGGAGCUUGAAGAUUGCAACUAUAACUUACGGGGUUUAGUUUUCAACUUUUCGUUACUGUUGAGUCGAUGCAACUUUCUAUUUGAUGGGAUUCAAGGAUGCAGUUUUUUACUCUAGAAAAAGGUGUUCGAUGAUUUAGCGGUUUGAAUUUUUUGUAAUGGAUGUUCAAGUGAUAAACAUGGCAGAAGAAGGAAGUGGCCGUCAAACUAUAGCAAAUGGCGGGGAUGCUGAACGUAGUAAAAAUGAAGUUAAUGGUGCUGGAAAUAAUGGAUCUCAUGUUCAGAAUGGGGUUUCUGAGCCACGUGUGAAGGAGCAUAGCCAUUCCAUGGUGAGCGGUAAUAAGGUGAAUAAUCUUCUACCUCGCAGGCACUUUUCAAGUGUGGGAAGGACCAUGCCUGAAACUUACCAAGGAGUCGGGCUUGUUCCAAGUGGUGUUAUGUCUAUCUCUUUGAACGGGAGUCACAGUGCCACUGAAAAUAUUCAUGGGAUUAGGAAUAAUCCUGCACCUGCAGCAGCUGCUGGUGAAACAAGUCGCCCAGUUAAAAUAGGUCCUGUAUCGAUGAAUUAUACUGUUAGGCGACCACCUACACGAAAUAGGACAUUUGGAAGGGAUGCUCAGAACAUGCUGGAGUAUUUUAAGAAAGUGCAGGCCGAGAACCCUGGUUUCUUCUAUGCAAUACAACUUGAUGAAGAUAGUCAUAUGUCUAAUGUGUUUUGGGCAGAUGCAAGAUCAAGGGCAGCUUACAGUCAUUUCGGUGAUGCAGUUUCUCUGGACACCACAUACAGAGUAUAUCAAUAUAGAGUGCCAUUUGCUCCAUUCACUGGGGUAAACCACCAUGGUCAGAUGAUUCUGUUUGGUUGUGCGCUCCUUUUGGAUAAUUCUGAGGCUUCUUUUGUUUGGCUCUUAAAGACUUUUCUGACAGCUAUGAAUGGCCGUCACCCUGUCUCUAUAACUACUGAUCAAGACAGAGCUAUACAGACUGCAGUUUCACAAGUUAUGCCUCAAGUGCGCCACCGCAUAAACAAGUGGGAUGUCUUGCGAGAAGGCCAUGAAAAGUUGGCUCAUGUAUGUCACUCACAUCCAAAUUUUCAGGUUGAACUUUAUAAUUGUAUUAACCUGACAGAGACUAUUGAGGAGUUUGAUUCAUCUUGGAAUUCUAUCAUUAGUAAAUAUGAACUCGGAAGAAACGAUUGGCUUCAAUCCUUGUAUGGUAUUCGUGCUAAAUGGGUUCCAGCAUAUUUCCGUGAUUCGUUUUUUGCUGUAAUAUCUCCUAAUCAAAGAUUUGGUGGUUCUUUUUUUGAUGGUUUUGUCAACCAGCAGACAACAUUACCUAUUUUCUUUAGGCAGUAUGAACUAGCUCUGGAGAGCUGGUUUGAAAAGGAAAUAGAAUCAGAUUUUGAGACAAUUUGCACCACACCAGUUCUAAAGACACCUUCGCCCAUGGAGAAGCAGGCUGCUGAUCUGUAUACACAGAAAAUAUUUUUGAAGUUUCAAGAAGAGCUAGUUGAAACUUUUGCUUAUACUGCCAACAGAGUCGAAGAAGAUGGGGAAAAUAGCAUAUUCAGGGUUGCAAAAUUUGAGGAUGACCAAAAGUCGUAUAUUGUCAUAUUAAACCACUCUGAGCUGAGAGCUAACUGCACUUGCCAUAUGUUCGAGUACUCAGGCAUUCUAUGUAGGCAUGUUUUAACUGUUUUCAUGGUGACUAAUAUUUUUACGUUGCCAUCCCAUUACAUCUUAAAACGGUGGACAAGAAAUGCAAAAAGCAGUGUUGGAUCAGUUGAAGAGGUUGGUGAAUCACAUGGACAUGAGUCUCUGACAUCACGAUAUGCCAGUUUAUGUCGUGAAGCUAUUAGAUACGCUGAGGAAGGGGCAAUAGCUAUGGAAACUUAUGAUGCUGCUAUGAGUGCCCUGACAGAAGGUGGGAAGAAGAUUGCUGCCGUGACGAGAAGUAUUGCCAAAGUUGCACAACCUAAUGAUAAGGUCAGUGGGACUGCCUGUGGUGAAAGGAAAACCCCUACCUUAACAUCAGAUACAACCCCUUUUUUAUGGCCACUACAAGUUGAAACAACAAGGAGGUAUCUUAAUGAUGCUGGUGCACCUGUUCAAUCAGGUUCUAUUAGAUAUGCUGGGGAAGGUGCAACAGCUAUGGAAACUUGUGAUGCUGCAAGGGGUGCUCCUAGAGAAGGUGGGAAGAAGAUUCCUGUCACGAAGAGAAGUAUUGCCAAAGGUGUACAACCUAAUGAUCUUGUUAGCGGGACUGCUUAUGGUGAAAGGAAAACCCCUACUUCAGAUACAAGUACAACCCCUCUUUUAUGGCCACAACAAGAUGAAACAACAAGGAGGUUUAAUCUUAAUGAUGCAGGUGCACCAGUUCAAUCAGUUAGCAAUAGAUAUGCUGAGGAAGGGGCAAUAUCUAGGGAAACUUAUGAUGCCACAAUAAGUGCUCCUAGAGAAGGUGCGAAGAAAAUUACUGUCAUGAAGAGAAGUAUUGCCAAAGUUGCACUACCUAAUAGUGGGACUGCUUACGGUGAAAGGAAAACCCCUACUUUAACAUCCGAUACAAGUACAACCCCUCCUGUAUGGCCACUACAAGAUGAAACAACGAGGUUUAACCUUAACGACUCUGGUGCAUCAGUUCAAUUAGUUGCUGAUAGGAAUUUACCACAAACGUCCCCUGUGUCUCUUCAACAAGAUGAUGGUCCACCUGAAAACAUGGUGGCUCUUCCAUGUCUGAAAACGAUGACAUGGGUAAUGCAGAACAAAAACUCAACGCCAGAGAGCAGAGUAGCUGUUAUCAAUCUUAAGUUGCAAGAUUUUAACAGGACUCCAUCAAUAGAAUCCGUGGUUACGUUUAAUCUCACAAGUGUUUCAUUGGAACCCAUGUUGAACUAUAUGACCCACAUCAAUGAACAGCUUUCGACACCAGCUAGUAAGGUUGCUGUAAUAAAUCUCAAGCUUGAAGAUACCCAGACAUCUUCUGGUGAGUCUGAAGUUAAGUUUCAGGUGUCCAGGGACACAUUGGGUGCUGUGCUACGAUCAAUGACCUAUAUCCGCAAGCAACUUUCAUGUGCGGGCGAUGUCCACUCAGAAACCACAAUGAAAAGGCAUCGGAAGUGAAGCAUCAAUUUUUUUUUAUUGGUACCCAGGUGGGUAUGCAAGUAUUUAUUCUUGAUGGCAAUGUUGCGACCACUUAAUGCACAAAUGGCUUAGAAAAUCUAGUUAUUUUUUGACGGUAAGUAUCUCUACUGUGUAAGUUGUCUAACACAUCUGUACAUGUAUCAUAUCGUAGGCAGCGAAUUUGUUUUACUAGGAAACAUUUGGAAAACCCUCUCCCUUAUGAAUGUUAAUAUUAAUUUUGGGUUA
This is a messenger RNA of Lotus japonicus, 3520 nucleotides long. RefSeq names its product protein FAR1-RELATED SEQUENCE 3-like. Gene Ontology annotation, biological process: regulation of DNA-templated transcription. The coding region runs from base 314 to 3274 and encodes 986 amino acids. Lineage: Eukaryota; Viridiplantae; Streptophyta; Magnoliopsida; Fabales; Fabaceae. The record is from RefSeq and is a predicted model, not a curated record. Gene Ontology annotation, molecular function: zinc ion binding. The transcript is spliced from 6 exons.